Messenger RNA from Pocillopora meandrina, 5619 nucleotides. The record is from the annotation of a GenBank genome assembly. Lineage: Eukaryota; Metazoa; Cnidaria; Anthozoa; Scleractinia; Pocilloporidae.
AUGAACCAAGCACCCGAGAAUGAGUGCAGCCAAGGAGUAUGCAAGGUGGCUAGAAGACCUACUUCUCUACCGAGUCCAUUCAUACAUACAAGGAUGGAGAUCAAUCCAGCAGAUUUGACGGCUGAUCUUCAAGGAGUACAAGCUGCAGGGAAUACGUUUGGCAACGAAUCACGUCUAAAGUAUGGCAGGCUCCUGAUCCCAGGAGAGUGCGACAAAGAGGAUCACAAUGGAGCAGCAGAGAAAAGUUACCAGCGUAAAAGCUUGCUGAAGAGAAGAAGACAUAGUGAGCCUCUUCACUCUGCCCAUGCAGAAGCACAGCUCAAUUCCACAGGAAGUUCUGCUGAUUCUUCUGGAUCAAGCCUAUUGUUGGAAAACCACAACACGAGAAACUUCCGCAAAAAAGAUAUUACAGCAGCUAAGGCAUUUUUCCCCGACUUUUUCCCUCAACAACCCUUACGAGACAGGUACGAUUGCUUACAUUCGCAUCCAACCUUGGAACAGAUUUUUUCAGGUCAGAUUAAGUCUUAACGAUCUUGAGUACUAAGACACUAAUGAAAAACUGUUCUGAUUGGUGGUUUUUACAAUCUAGAUACUUUCAGACGUUUCCUAGAAACGAUAAAGCUCUGAAUGUGUAGAAAAACAAAGCAAAUUAAAAUUUGUAUAGCCUUACUUGAAUUUAAUAUUUCAAGGAUCUAAUCACCAAGUGAACUUAGAACAGCAUCCGUGCUAUAAAUAUAACAGUUUAUGCGAGAUGUAAACGUGACUCAGUGAAAUCAUCAGUUUAUUAUAAAGUUUAUGGUGUUGAUUAAAACUAGACUAAAAAAUAUUGAAAGGGAGAGUGGAGAGAUAUAUGGUAGAAAGCUGAAGCUUCCUUUCCCUGAAACUACCUGUUUCUUUGACAUUGUACUGGUAUAUAAAAUUCUAGUAUAAGUAAAUUUUAAACGAGAGUCGCAACUAAGCCGAGAGUAAAUUAUUUCAGUACCCAGUGAUUAGUUCAAAAACUCGGGUCGUCCUCUCAGCCAAUCAUAUGCAACUUAAACUAAUCGUGUUUUCCCGUGCUUCGAACAGCUACUAGUUUUCAGCAUUAUCUCUUUGAGAGAUUUCCCAUUGUUUGGAUGGGCUGUUUGUACCCUUCACUUUAAGUCUGGUUUAUUCGGCGCUUUACAUAUUGGCUUGCUAUUUUCGUUCGACUCAUCGUUCUUUUUAUACCUGAAUUGAAUUUUGCUUGGGACAUCGAGACGAUUUUUUCUUUAAUUUUCCGGGAAGUUCACCAUUAGUUUUCGACCUUGUGAAUUUGAUCCAGUUUUUUUGCCUUCUGUUUAAAUUCUUACCUGACACACUGAUCGACAUAAAGGCUUAAACAAAUCACUUCUUCUUUUUCCCUUCCCGUGCCACCGAGCAAAGCAAAAACACCUCAUGGGGAAACUUUGUUCCUUCUGCCCCUAUAUACCAGCAUCCUAUGAGCCCACGCACAUUAGGAAAUAGUGAAGCGCAUAGUGUUAUUCCGAAAAAUUUGAUGAAGAUGAAAAAACCAGGCGCUACUUCACGAAAAAAAUUAAUUUAUCUGGCAUUGUAGACGGCAAGUAACAAAUAUCGGUUAUCGAUGAGAAUCUAAAAUUAUGCUUAAUACUUUACUGACAGUAACUUGGAGGCUUAGCGACCCCCCUCCCCCCCCCCCCUUCUGUUUGCCUCACCUGAUUUUCAUUUGUCUUCCUCUAUUAAACAUUUGAUAAAGGGUUGCUUUGCGCAGUGCAGAUUAUAAGCUUAAAACCUUCCUUCGUUCAUUCAACACAAUAAAUCAGAUCUGCAGCAAUUAAAAUGAUAAAUGAGUCAAAGAGUUUAGCUCGACUGAUUGUUUUCGAAAGGCAGACGGAAACGUAUGAAUGAAAUAUCAGGUAUUUACGAGUGCCAUCUCGUAUUUCUCAUAAACUCUUUUUUCAUCACCUCAACUACACUUUUCACCACCUCAACUUUCCGGCACGGCUUUAAUUUUCGGGCACGACAUUAAAUUUCUAACACGACAUAAAUUUUCCGGCACGACUUUUUCUGGCUAGACAUUUAACUUUUUCCACCUGAAGACCGGCAACACAAGAAUGAACGCGGCAGGUCACCGCCGGUCGAUCGCAAUACACUUACUGUAACACUGUUUGGUAAAAACUAAGAAUAAAUUUGCAACUGGGCAAAGCUAAAUUGGAUAAGUUUACUUGAUCGAAUUUUGCUUAGUGUGCUUGUCUUGCACUCAAUUGCUAGCAAAUAAAUCAGUUUUCCAUUAAGGAUAAAACACUUGCGUUGACUUGAGUUAGCCUGGUUCUCUGUAUCGCUAAUGUACUGAGUAGAAGUAAAUUCAGACAUGGCCAACUCGCUUGUCAACAUCUGCAUGAUUGGCUUGUUUUUUUGUUUAAACCUGUUCCUACUGAUUAGAAUAACCGCUUUGUCUUUGUUUCUUUUUGAACCGUCACAAAACUGCUCUACUUAUGGCCUUAUAUGUUAACACAAAACAAUUUGAUUGUUAACGUCUCCACCAAAGCCUAUUGCCCAUAAAAAAAGGUGACAUUCAAUCUUAAAGUAAACAUUUGUAGGUACUGUUAAAUAACAGACCAGAGAAAGUCGGAAAAAAAGUCCUGCCGGAAAAUUGAAGUCGUGCGGGAAAGUUAAAGUCGUGCCGGUAACUUAAAGUCGUACCGAAAAGUUAAAGUAGCGCCGGAAAGUUAUAGUAGUGCCGGAAAAUUGAAGUCGUGUAGGAAAGUUGAAGUCGUGUAGGAAAGUUGAAGUCGUGUAGGAAAGUUGAAGUCGUGUAGGAAAGUUGAAGUCGUACCGAGAAAAAACUGAGCUUGUGAAAAAUAAAGUUGAGGUGGAGAAAAAAAUUAAUGAGAAAUGCAAGAUGGCACUAACUCGGCUCCGUAGGUAUUCCUAAGAGCAUGCGCAGUCUUAAAAGCAAAGUUGCUUUUUGUAAAAUUUGAGAGUAUCUACGACGAUUCAACUAUGUGUCGGUUCCCUGCAGCAUUAACAAUUUAAAAAAAAUCUGUUUUAACUGGAAAAAAUAUCAGAGAGAGUAAGAAAAGAGCUAUCUAUAAUUCAUUUGCGAGCAGAGUACUUGUUUUGCUUCCGUUGAGGAUUAUGCUGAGAUGACGGAAUUCAAAUGUUCCAUUUUAUGUGGUCUUACCUUACACGCAUAGAAAAAUUUUUCCCAGCAGAUUAAAUAUUUUAGAUAUGUGGUUAAAGUAUAAAAACGCUUGACGAAUUUACACGUGAGACCAAGAGGAGAUGGUGAGACUCGAUGGUGAAAACUGAAGCCAGAGCCUUUCCGUACGAGUCCAGGGUAAUCGUUCUGUCUUGGUUGCCAUGGAAGUUUUCCAUCUCGGAAAUUUCAGCCCGAUUAGAAAGCUGAGAACUUAGCCCAGAUGCUAUACAGAAGUUGGCAAGACACAAUUGUAAUGUUCACCCCUCUAAGCGGGCUCGAGUGUUAAUAUGAGAUCAUUCGUUGCCCGUUUGCUAAGAUCUUGGUUGUAUAACCAUUGACCAAGGAAAGUUUUAUACGUAAAAUUGCGUAGAGUGCAUUCACACCUACUUAAACAUCGACAACCCCCAUACACAUCUUAGCACCAGAUUCAGCUUCAAGGUACGUUUCGAUACAGCUUUUAUCUUUUAGUUAAUCAAUAUGCCUUUUCUUAUCACCUAACAUUGCUAUACUAGGGUUUUACGUUAAGGAAAAAUUUGUGCAACAAUCGAUAAGAGGUAUGGCAUCGAUCUUUGGAGGGACUUGAAGGAAGGGCGUGAUUAUGAGCAACAGUGCUGUCAAUAAUCUGUUGACAUCUGUAUGAAGCGCGCGUUAUAUUAGCAAAACAUAUAUGAAAACAUGAGUGAAUGACUUAUAAAUGGUUGCCUGACUAGUGACAUAAAUAAAUUUAUCAAUUAAUUGUUUGAUUAAUCAACAGGUGAAUUAACUGGCUUAUCAACAAUUUUUCUUUACCAAGGUACAGAGAAUUUAGUUACAUAUAACGUAUAGACCCACACGACACACUUAUGAAUAUGAGAUAAAAAACAAAAAAACCAUAUCUUCAUUCAUUCCGUACACUGUGUAUUACAUUGCCUGUGGUCCGUAGUUCAAUAAAAAUCUCAUUAAUAGUAAUAAUACGUUUUGUAGCGAACUUAUGCGUUUGGUUAACAACUUACAUGCAAAUGCUCGAUUUUCAUACAUGAUUACUACUAAAAACCGUGAUAUAUUCAUGUUUUUAACAACCGAUUCGCGCUCCCGAUUCCUAUCAAUGACGGUUUGCUCCAUUACAACUUCUUGAAACAUUAUUGCAUAUCCACCGACUGAGAAAAUUAUCACAAACAUAAGCACAGGUAAGACAGUUUCACAAAAAAAUUAUUACUCUUCCUUUUAUUCUCCAUUGAUAAUCUUUUGCAUUUUGACUUUAAGUUAACGAUUUCGUGAUCAUUUUAUUUUUGUUUUCUUUAAACUAAAGAGGCUUUUUUCUACAAGCGCAACUUAAAAGUUUUAUUGCCACGUACGGAAACAAGAAACCAGACGUUACGGCACCGAGUCAUCAGCUGCGCAAACAACUAACUCGCCAUCUUGCUGAGAAAAUCCUAUUGUUGCUGUCAAGUCCUUUUAAGGCAAAAGGAAUAAUUAUGAACCCUGCUUUUGCUCUUCGGGUAAAAACAACACAUGUAUUUGCAAAACAAACACGCUUUCUUUCCAAAUUGUAAUUUAAUUGUAAGGCAAAUUAGUUAACUUCCUUUGGCUGGAAAAUUCGUUUCUCUUUUCCAGAACUCUCGGGACAAUGGGGUAAACAUUCAGGUGACAAAUGCAAGUAGUGCAACGUGACCACGCUGACGUAAGAACGUGAAGCCAUGAUUGUACAUAUAACUGUACGCCGAAAACUCAAGUUCAGCUUCGAGGCGAAUUAGUUAUUCCAACUUGCUGAGCACGUCCCUGAUUUAUAGCUUGAGCAGUUGCAGCAAGCUGCUGUUGCACUAGCGAGUAUAUAAACAGGAAUUGCUCAAAAGCAAAGGUACAUCGUCUUCGAAGACCUAAAAGGAGCGAUGUAUCAGCUACCUAGAGAUAAAUACAGUCUUGGAGUAUGCAAGGAGCUUGAAAGAUCCAAUUUUCUCUCAAGCACAUUCAAACGUACGAUGACGGAGACCAGCGCAGCAGAAAUGGCCCCUGAUAUAGAAAAACAGGCAAGGAACAUGUUUGGUAACCGUGAAUCACGUUUGAAGCGAAGUAGGCUUAUGAUCGCAGAAGAGUGCGUCAAUAACGAUGACGAUGGUGCAGCUUACACGCCUGAAGAUUUGGUGACGAAUAAAAGAUUAAGUGAGCCUCUACACUUUGCCCAUGCAAAAGGACAGCUCACUUCCGCGAGAAGUUCUUAUGUUUGCUUCGGAACUACUUGCCGACCGAUGAAAAACAUUAUGCCGAUAAAUUUGCAUGUGAAAGACAUCACAGCUGCUAAGGCAUGUUUUCCCGACUUUUUCCCUCAACAACCUUCAGGAACCAGUUACGAUUCCCUACAAUCGUAUCCAACCCUGGAAGAGAUUUUCUCAGGUCAGUUUCAAGUCUCAACAACCCUGAGUGAUAGGACACAAACAUUUCCAAGAAACAAAUACAUGUAA